AUGGCCGUCGUGCUCAGUUCCGAGGAGAAUAGCUACUUCUCCUCGAGCCAGCUGCGACGCUCGCACUCGCAGCCCAAGUUCGUGACGCAGUCUUCGUUCAAGAAUCCGUCCAGGUCGAAAAGCAGCAGCAGCUUCCACAAGAUCAUCUCGCCCUCCGUCUCCGCCGACUCGUCCGCCCCCUCGUCCCCGCGCACCCUGCAUGCCGACUCGUCCGCGCCCUCCUACUCCUCGACCCCCGCGAGCAGCUUGUCCCUGGACCAUCGGUGCGGCGACGAGGACGACGAGGACCAGAUCCUGUUCCCCUCGUACGACCACGUGGGUUAUUACGGACAGGUCGAAGACCUGGAACCCCCGGCCAGCCCCCGGACGGGUGACUCCUACACCGUCUCACCAACUUCCAACAGCAUAUCGACCAAUGUGUCGAGGCCCGAGUCCCCGGAUCCCAUCGGGCAUGCCGAGGAUGAUACCGCGGUGCGGACGCAACCCUCGCGACACGUAGACUACCUCUCGCACAACUGGACGGAGGAGGACAUCUGGUCGUCAUGGAAGCUGAUCGUGUCGAAGCGGAAAGCGUACAAUAACAGCGCCCGGCUCGAGAAUGCUUCCUGGAGAACGUGGACCAAGUCCAAGAACAAACUCAAGACGGUGUCGCCAGAAACGCUCAAUUGGCUCAAGGACUGUGAUGUUACUUGGCUGUACGGUCCGCUCCAGACCAGGUCGGAGAAGACGCAGCAUUUCACCUCCACGUCUCCUGCCGACAGCAGUCGGAUCUCCAAGAGCAACUCAUUCUUGCACAAGAAGCCGAUCUUGAAAAAGCGGAGCAUGUCGGAGAUCAUGCUUCAGAGGUCCUUAUCGUCGUCCUCACUUCUCAAGCAGGCCGCCGCAGCGGUGCAAGCGCAGCAGUCCGGGGAUGGGGGCAUGUCGCGCCCGGCAUUGGGGCGGAGGACUUCCGAAUACACAAAUCCGUUCGCAUCCCGACGGAUGAGCAGAGAGAUGAUUCCGGCCAGCUUGCUCUCUUCCAUCUCGUCAUCGGGACUGGGAACCCCCGGGACUGGCGAAAAGAAACACAUCCAUUUCAAUGAGCAGGUGGAGCAGUGCAUCGCUCUGGAGAUGAAAGGGGAAGACGAGGACCCCGUCUCCUACGCAUUCCACGACGAUGACAGUGACUCGGAUGAUGGAGCAAUCAUGAUGAAGAGCAACACCGGCCGGAAGUUGCCUCCGCUGCAUGGAAAGAGGACGACCCCUGGGCAAAGCUUCACCGCCGAGAGCAAGACCAUUGCUAUGCUACCCUCGACGACGUUGAAAUAUAGGUCGGAUACACCUGAGCCCCCGGAAACAGCCAUGAAGCACAGUAACGGAAUGUGGAAUGGAACGGAACUGUCACCUUCGCCCUCCCUAGAGACCCUGAGACCUUCCAAACCAUCGAUGAGGCUGCUACUCGGAGACGAUGAAGACGAUGACGACAUAGACUGGCAACCACCAUCGCCUGCCUUUGCUAACCGCAAGGAUAGCAUGUCUGUGACGCCGGAACGAUUUCCAAGUCUGCAUACGUCGACUUCGUCGUCAAGCCUGAAUGGAGAGCCAUCCGGAAUGAGACGGACGCCGUCCGGCAUGUUCAUGCCCUACGAGGAAGACGAGGACGACGUCGUUUCCGAGGGCUUGUUCGGAAAAGUUGUCGAUACCGUGAACACGGCGAGGGAUAUUGCGCACGUCAUCUGGAACGUGGGCUGGAGGCGGUAG
This is a messenger RNA of Drepanopeziza brunnea f. sp. 'multigermtubi' MB_m1, 1740 nucleotides long. RefSeq lists its product as uncharacterized. NCBI's taxonomy places the organism in Eukaryota, Fungi, Ascomycota, Leotiomycetes, Helotiales, Drepanopezizaceae. The record is from RefSeq and is a predicted model, not a curated record. Gene Ontology annotation, biological process: cellular response to glucose starvation; protein catabolic process in the vacuole.